Messenger RNA from Colias croceus (clouded yellow), 5977 nucleotides. RefSeq lists its product as uncharacterized. Bases 459 to 5369 code for a protein of 1636 amino acids. The transcript has a single exon. Gene Ontology annotation, biological process: DNA integration. Gene Ontology annotation, molecular function: nucleic acid binding. The record is from RefSeq and is a predicted model, not a curated record. NCBI's taxonomy places the organism in Eukaryota, Metazoa, Arthropoda, Insecta, Lepidoptera, Pieridae.
UUAUGUUCAACAACUAUGAAGUGAGCGUCGUUCAGCGGUGUGGCGGCAACACCGGUGGCACCGGCGGCAACUUCACGUUAAUGUGAAACAAAUUUGCUUAAUCAUGUAACCUAACGUCAUUCCUUUUGUAAUCUUGUAACGGCACACACAAUGUAAUCGUUUUAAUUAAACCUAAUAUUUUUCACUGCAAGUCAGUAUUGUUUCAUUUUUAUCACAUCAAAUAAAAGGAAGAAUCAACAAUCAACCGCAUAAUAUCAAACAUGGUCCAUUCGGAGCCGAAUCAUUAAUUGAAGUCAUCAUCAUCAUCACAUGCACAUGGCGAUUGGCGAGUCGCAAAAGGAUUCUGCAGGAUUGCCGUCGAGUCGCAUCCGUUAUUCGUGCACGUGUUGUGCAGCGCGGCGCUGUGCUGAUGCUUACCGGGAAUUUGUAAGUACUCUUGUUUCCUAUAAUCUGCUAAAAUGAGUGACUGUGAAGAUACAAUCGGUGGUAAUUCUAAAUCUCCUCGUUUAGGUAUUUGUAAAAGUAUAAAUAUGCAGCUCGCUGACUUAAAGAGACAGCGUGGCACGUUAAAAGGCAGGCUAACAUUGUUUGAAAGAUAUAUUUCAAAAUUAGACAAAUCAGAAUUAAAUUCCAAUAGCAAAACUGAAUUAGAAUUACGAAUAGAGUCAGCUUGUACACUUUUUCAAAGUUACAAUGAAAUUCAGAGUAAAAUUGAACAAUUAGUUGAAGAUUCUGAUAUAGCAGCUCAAUUAGAAUACCGUGAAUUGUUUGAACAGCAGUAUUUUUCUAUUAUGGCUAACGCGAAGUGCUUAGUGAAUCCUAACAGUAGUGAAAAAACACAAUCUAUUUGUCAUCAGGUUUGUAAUAAUUCUAUGUCUAUUAAAUUGCCAGUAAUAAAGCUACCUGUCUUUGAGGGUGCUUAUGAUCAGUGGUUGGAGUAUAGGAAUUCAUAUCUCACUAUGAUACACAGUCGUGAUGAUCUUAAUGAUAUACAGAAAUUUCAUUAUUUAAAAUCUUCCCUCAGUGGUUCUGCUUCUCAUGUUAUUAGUGCAUUAGAGUUCACGGCUGAAAACUACUCACACGCAUGGGAUUUAUUAGAAAAUAGGUUUCAUAAUAAUCGAUUAUUAGUACAAAAUCAUGUCAAGGCACUCUUUAAUGUUCAGGCACUACAAAGCGAAUCGUUUGUUCACAUUAGAAGGUUGAUAGAUUCAACAUUACGUAAUUUACGUGCAUUAAAAUCAUUAAACGAACCGACCGAUUCAUGGGACACUUUGGUUGUCUAUUUAAUUGUGUCCAAGCUCGAUCAGUCCACAGAGCGUGAGUGGGAGACGCAUAAAGGUACCUUAUUGUCAAAAAAUGAAUCAAGAAACAUUAAAUUAGGCGAUCUAUUAGAGUUUCUUGGAAACCGAGCUGAUAUGUUAGAAAUGAUAAAAACGAACAAUGUGCGCGGUGUUUUAUAUAAUAAACAUAACAAUAAUAAUUAUAUUAACUCGAAUAACAACCAGAAAUAUUUUAGUAAGCCUAAAACCUUGUCGCAACCUCUCACACAUACACAUGUAGUUAAUUCAUCUCGUAACAAACCUAAAUCCGAUAUCAAUAUAAAAGAACGUGUUUGUGUUGAUUGCGGCGGUGAACAUUAUUUGUAUUCAUGUCCGAAAUUCUUAAACAGGUCCGUGCAGGAGAGACAUGUUCUUGUAAAAAAUAAAAACUUUUGUCGUAAUUGUAUUCGCACUGAUAGCCAUGUAGCAAACGAUUGUUCAUAUGGUCCAUGCAAAUUAUGCAAAAAGAACCAUAAUACACUACUUCAUAAUACUUGUCUUAGUUCUAAUGAAGAAUUAAGUAUUCCCGCGUCUAUACCUAGUUCGCAUAAAUCAGCUGAUACGGGAGUGCAUUCCGAGCGUAUAAAUGUACUCACGUGCAAUGCCGCUGCCGCUAUACAACCCGUGUUGCUUUCGACAGCGCUCAUUGACGUUUCUGACUCUAGUGAUAAUUAUCACACAGUUAAGGCGCUCCUUGACAACGGAAGUCAGAAUUGUUUUAUUACAGAAUCGUUGUGUAAUCGUUUACAAAUACCAAUAAUACAGUCCACUAUACAUAUUUCAGGUGUUGGGCAAAGCAUAUCAAAAUGUUCUCACACCUGUAAGGUAAAUAUUCGUUCUAAAGUUAAUCGUUUUAAUAUAAAUAUUCAAUGCUUGGUUCUUCCUCGUAUUACAUCAAAGUUACCUUCGUUACCAAUUAAAUCUCAACGCUUCCAAAUACCUAAACACAUUUCACUCGCGGACCCUACGUUUAGUGUGCCGUCGGAUAUCGAUAUCCUUAUAGGAGCGGAUAUAUUUUGGGAUUUAUUAAAUAGUGAUAAGAUUAAGCUUAGUGAUGGUCCUUAUCUGUACGAUUCAAAAUUAGGAUGGAUAAUUUCUGGGCCUAUUUAUAAUAGUCACUCGUUUAAGACUGAAAGAGUUCAGUGUAACUUAGUUCAGAUUAAUACUCAACUGAAAAAAUUUUGGGAGUUAGAAGAAUUGACUGACUUCUCUUCUCCCAUGUCUAAAGAUGAUCGUUAUUGUGAAACGUUAUUUAAAGAGACUACGACACGUGACAAACACGGUAGAUUCUCUGUUCGCAUUCCUCUAAAAGAGUCACCUGAGUUAUUAGGUGAUUCGUACACUAUGGCUAAAAAUCGUUUUUUAUCUCUCGAAAGAAAGUUGGAUCGUUUACCUAAUUAUAAAACACUUUAUAGCGAAUUUAUUACAGAAUAUGAAACACUGGGUCAUAUGACUCUUAUUGAAACAGAAAAUAUUCCAGAUUUAUUAAGUAAACCACAUUAUAUAUUGCCUCAUCACGGUGUCUAUCGUGAGGAUAGUUUAACUACGAAAUUACGUGUUGUGUUCGACGCGAGCGCGAAUACAUCAAACAACAAAUCGUUAAAUAAUAUACAGUAUACAGGACCUCCAUUACAAAAUGAUAUAUUCUCAAUUUUACUUAGAUUUCGUCAAUAUAAAUACGUAGCCUGCGCAGAUAUUCAAAAAAUGUACAGACAGAUUUUAAUUCAAUCGGAUCAACGUAAUUUACAGCUGAUAUUGUGGAGGAAUAAUCGAAACCUACCUUUACAGUUAUAUAUGCUAAAUACAGUGACAUAUGGAACGGCGUCAGCACCGUUUCUCAGCAUGCGUUGCUUAAAACAAUUAGCUUUAGACUGUAAUGAUGAAUUAGUUGCAAGGACAAUUAACGAGGAUUUUUUCGUUGACGAUUUAAUUACGGGGAGUAAUGACCUUGAAUCGUUAAUGGAAUUGUGUAAUAAAAUAUCCAAGUUGUUAAAACAGGGUUGUUUUCCGCUGCAUAAAUGGACAUUUAAUUGCGACGUAUCUCCUGAAAUGUAUAAAGACCUAAACAUUGAUGUAAAUCAUUCAUCCAAAACGUUAGGUUUAGGCUGGUGUACAAAAAGGGAUGAAUUUUAUUUUACAACUAAAUUUACAAAAAAUUACUCGAUAGUUACGAAGCGUGUCAUAUUAUCCACCGUUGCACAAAUAUAUGAUCCAUUAGGUUUAUUAACACCCGUAGUAAUCACAGCUAAAUCAUUGUUACAAAAAUUGUGGCUACAAAAAUUAGAUUGGGACGACGAAGUUCCCGAAACCAUAGCGAUUGCAUGGCGUAAGUUUCUGUGUGAUUUGCAACAUUUGCAUAAUAUUAAAAUACCUCGUUGUGUUAUUGAUGACAAUAGUUACAAGGAGCUUCAUAUAUUUACUGACGCUUCUCAAGAUGCCUACGGAGCGUGCGCGUACGUUAGGUUGUGUAAUAAUAACGGUACUUUACCAGUUUCAGUGCAUUUAUUGUGUGCAAAAAGUAAAUUAGCACCGAUAAAGAUAGUAAGUAUUCCGAGACUCGAACUGUGCGGGGCUUUGGUAGGUGCGAGAUUAUAUAUUAAAAUAAAACAAUCCCUACGGUUAAAUUUCGAUAAAAUAUAUUUUUGGACUGACUCAACUAUUGUGCAAGGCUGGUUGAGUAUGUCGCCGCAUUUACUUAAAACCUUCGUUCAAAAUCGCGUCGCACAAAUAAAUGAAUUAACGUGCGAUACAAUUUGGCGACAUGUUAAGGGAACCGAUAACCCUGCGGAUAUUAUAACUCGCGGCACGACGUUAGACACGCUGAAGUAUGAUAGUAAUCAUAAUUGGUGGUGUGGCCCUGCCUUCUUGCGCGAUAUAAGUAGUAAGUGGCCAGACAAUAAUAAAAUAUUUAUUUCGCCAUAUAGUGAGUUGCCUGAAAUUAAACAUAGCGCUGUUAAUUUACAUUCUACUCAAUUAUGUUCAAUAUUUGAUUUUGAACGUUAUUCGUCAUUUAUUCGUUUGCAAAGGGUUUGCGCAUAUUUAUUGCGAUUCAUUGAUAAUGUCAGAGUGCCUAUUGUCAACGGCAUUCGUGUGCGACAAACCGGUUCCUUAUCUGUAGAUGAGUUACAGCGAUCACUUGAUACAUUAACACGGUUGGCUCAACAAGAAUCAUUUAGUGAGCAAUAUUAUAGAUUAAAAAAUAAGUUAUCAUUAAAUAAUAGUAAAAAUAUUAAAAAUAAAUUGAUAUAUAAUAAAAUAGCCGGUUUAAAUAUUUUUCUAGAUGAAUCAAAUAUUAUUCGUGUCGGUGGUAGGUUAUCUAACGCGAAUGAUUUUGAUUAUAAUAAAAAACAUCCCGUAUUGCUUAGUGGGAAGCAUCGAUUUUCAAGAUUAUUAUGUGAAUAUGAACAUAAACGAUUGCUUCAUGCUGGACCUCAACUUCUAGUAUAUUCCAUGCGUGAAAGGUGGUGGAUUUUGAGGGCUCGCGAUUUAGCUAAACAAGUUGUUCAUAAUUGUAUCGUAUGCAAACGCAUGAAAGGCAGGACAUUGACCCCUCUUAUGGGUAACUUACCUUCGGAAAGAUUAGAACAAAAUUUUCCUUUUAUGAAUUGUGGUGUUGACUAUGCCGGGCCACUGCUCAUAUUGGACCGCAAAGGCAGGGGUGCAAAAUUAAUAAAGUCAUACAUUUGUUUAUUCGUUUGUUUUAGUACAAGGGCUAUACAUUUAGAACUGGUAGGUAGCUUGAGUACACAUGAUUAUAUUUUAGCAUUAAAUCGGUUCAUAGCACGGCGUGGAAAGCCUUAUCAAAUCUUUUCAGACAAUGGAAAAAAUUUCGUUGGUGCUGAAAAAGAAUUAUCAGUAAUUUUUAAUAAUGGUAGUGAUAUUUCUGAUUUUCUUAGUCAUAAUCAAAUUCGUUUAACAUUUAUACCACCGUACAGUCCUCAUUUUGGCGGGUUGUGGGAAGCAGGAGUCAAGUCCUGUAAGCAUCAUUUGCGGCGGGUGCUGGGCAAUGCUAGGUUAACACGUGAAGAGUUUGAAACGCCCAUUUCCUGAUCGGUCGACCACUAACUGCACCUAUCUGCGAAAACCUGACGAUGAUUAAGCCUACGCGAUUGGGACGCUAUGACCAUGUGGAGCAACUUCGACAACAUUUUUGGCAGCGUUGGUCGAAAGAAUACAUUUCAGAGCUUCAACAGCGAAUUAAAUGGAAAACCAACAAUGAGGACCUCAAACAAGAUAGCUUAGUUCUGAUCAAGGAGGAUAAUGUUCCCCCUUUAAAAUGGAAACUGGGUCGAGUGACGCACGUCUUACCGGGGACUGAUGGGAUUUCCCGAGUGGCUGAAAUACGGACAGCGCACGGCAUCAUACGUCGAUCUUUUGCAAAAAUUUGCCCGUUAUACCCCUCAUGAUCCAGCUUCACUGACGAGUGCUUCAUGUUGGAAGCCUUCCCUGAGUUCUUCCAAGGCGGGCGGUAUGUUCAACAACUAUGAAGUGAGCGUCGUUCAGCGGUGUGGCGGCAACACCGGUGGCACCGGCGGCAACUUCACGUUAAUGUGAAACAAAUUUGCUUAAUCAUGUAACCUAACGUCAUUCCUUUUGUAAUCUUGUAACGGCACACACAAUGUAAUCGUUUUAAUUAAACCUAAUAUUUUUCACUGCAA